Molecule: messenger RNA, 1917 nt
Organism: Helobdella robusta
Lineage: Eukaryota; Metazoa; Annelida; Clitellata; Rhynchobdellida; Glossiphoniidae
Exons: 8
Coding region: 1-1380 (459 amino acids)
Biological process (GO): regulation of transcription by RNA polymerase II
Cellular component (GO): nucleus
Molecular function (GO): RNA polymerase II transcription regulatory region sequence-specific DNA binding; DNA-binding transcription factor activity, RNA polymerase II-specific
Source: RefSeq, a predicted model, not a curated record
AUGUACAAAUUUGAACUGGAGAAAUGUUACAGGCCAAUUUAUUUCUGCAAGACGUGUAAUAAAGUAUUUUCAAAAGAAGAAUACGAUGGGCAUAAAGCUGUUGAAAGAAAUGAAAAACCAUUCAAAUGUGAAGUUUGUUCCCAUUUGUAUUCCAAUAGAGCUGACCUCCAAGACCACCUGGAUACGCAUGACAACAUCAUUAAGCUUAAGGGCAGUGAAGGUGGUCGUGUCAGGCAAUGUUAUGUGUGCACAAAAUGUAAUCGACACUUUGACAGAGCAAACUAUUAUGAUGAACAUAAGAUAACCGAGUCAGGCAUGAGGCCAUUCAAUUGUCCCCUGUGUUCACAGAGUUUCUCGAGAACUCGCAACAUGAUCAACCAUAUGCUACUCCAUAGAGAGAGAAAUCAACAUAUGUGUGCCAUGUGUGGAGAGUCUUUUAAGCACAGACAAGACUUGAUACUGCAUGAAAAGUCACAUGGAGGAGAGGAAAUCAAAUUCUACUGCAUGCAGUGCAACAAAACGUUCACCAGGGCUUCGGUGUACGAGGAACACUUGCGAGUGCACACCGGGGUCAGACCAUUUUGCUGCGAGAUCUGCGGCAAGACAUUUCUACGAGAGAGCAACCUGUGUGGACACAUGGUCACUCAUCGAGAAAAACAAAAGCUAAUAUGCAAGCGCAAGUUUGCCAUCAAGCAGAAGCUGUUACUACACGAGUUGGAGCAUGACAGAGAGGAACCAUUCAAAUGCACCAUCUGUCCCAUGAGUCAACCUUACAAGUUCAUGCGAGAGUAUGAGGACCACAUGCGAAUUCACACUGGUCACAAACCGUUUUGCUGUGAACUGUGCGGUAAAACUUUUCACCGUGCCAAGAACCUCUCGACUCACAGGUACGCACAUGUUAAGGAGAAGAAGUUCAAGUGCGAGGUCUGUGGCAGGGCAUUUGCACUGGGCACCCGCCUGAAGAUGCACCUUAGAAUACACACAGGGGAAAAACCGUACGAGUGCGACAUCUGUCAUGAAAAAUUUAUCAGGCGGAACGACUACAUGGACCACCGACGUCACAAGCACACCGGGGGCAACACGUGUUUGUACUGCGGCAAGAAGUACAGCAAGUUGGAGAGCAUGAGGGAGCACAUAAACGACGUGCACCGCAACAUCAAGCCAAUCAAAUGCAAGCUCUGUCAGGAGAGCUUCAGCUACAGUGUGGCCCUCUACCGACACAUGAAGAAGCACAAGGGCCAGGACAAGGACCUCAACAAAAAAAUCCAUCACUGCAAGUUCUGUACCAAGUCAUUCCCCAGACCGUGUCUGCUAGAUAGGCACAUGUGGAAAGCUCAUACUUCCUCCGAAAGUAGAGUAGUUAAAAGUGAAGAUGAAUAGGUGAUGAACAGUCUAAAGUGGAACAUUUGUGCAUUGUUAUCUUUAUUCACUGAAGCAUCAUUACUGACAACGUGAUUUUUGCUGGUUUUUGUCAUUUAUUUGGUUAUUAUCAUUAUUUCAUUAUUAUUGUUAAAUGUUGUUAUUAUUCUCGUUACGGAUGCUGUGAUGGCAAUAAUAUAAUGUUCAGAAUGUUCAUUGGUAAUGAAUAGGCCUGGUGUGCUGAUGUAAAAAUAGUUAGUUAUCCCAAGUCACAACUUCAUCAUUGUGACUAACAUUUUUCAACAAAAUUUUUCAUGAGCAUGAGUAGAUGAACUUUUCAAUCAAUCAAUCAAAUGUAUUUUAAAGCGCCAUUUCAGCGAUGUUCAACAGCGCUCUUCAAUGAAUUUCACUCUGACUUUCCUAAGUGACGGAGAAGGAAGUAGAGAGAGAGAGAGGAGAGAAAAGGGCCAGAAAAGAGGAACACAGAUUUAGCAUAUGAGUGUUUAACAACGUUAAGAAGUGAUGAAGUAAUUGCGAGAAGACGAUGGUAAUAUAUCU